AGUUAUCAAGGUAAACGCAAAUGAAACGCCCAAAUCAAUAAGAAUGGAAUGGAGACGAUAGAAAUUAAUUUGGAAAUUACUUAUAUGAAAAUGUAUAUAGUUGUAGAAAAGUUUAAUGGUGUAACUACGAUAAAUAUUGAUCGCCAACACACUCGCAAUAGUCUGGAUGAAGCAACAUUGAGAGAAAUGACUGCUGCAAUUGAUGCAUUUGAUAAAGAUACAACAGCUAAAGUGCUUGUUUUUAAUGGAGAAGGUGGUUCAUUUUGUUCUGGAUUCGAUAUAGAUGAGGUUGAUGAAAAGGGUUAUAACAAUAUGAAAGAUGCUGCGGUAAGACUUCUGAAACGGCCACUUUGUGAUAAAACAACCAUAGCUGCUGUCUCAGGAUAUGCUGUAGCAGAAGGCUUUGAAUUGGCUUUGGCAUGUGAUCUUCGUGUUGUUGAAGAAACCGCUGUCAUGGGAUGCCUGGGCAGAAGAUUUGGUGUACCACAGUCCUUAUUCGGUGCUCGACGUCUAACUGCUCUUGUGGGAUUGUCUCGAGCAUUGGACCUGCUUAUAACAGGGAAACUGAUCUCUGGAGUAGAAGCACAUCAAGCAGGGCUAUCAUCUAAGCUCACAGCCACUGGCACUGCACUAGGAGAAGCAAUGAAGCUUGCAAAAUCUCUUACAAAGUUUCCUCAAAAUGCGUUAAUAAUGGACAAACUGGCUGCUGUCAACUCACAGCUGAACCCCAACAGUGAAGAGAGUAUGAGAGACGAGGCAGUCAUGACCAGCCUGUUAGGGUCAGCUAUAGAAGACAUUAAGGCCGGAGUCAAAAAGUUCCAAGGGGGUAUAGGGAAGCAUGGAAAAUUCUACAAGUUAACAGAUUACCCUCUCAAAGACUGGGAGCUUGAAGAAAGCUAUGAAGAGGUGAUAGUAGAAAAGAAAGAAUCCAAACCAAAAACUGAAGAGAGUAAUGAAUCCAAAACUGAAGAUCCUUGCAGCAAAUUUACUGAGAAGAAGCCAUAAUAAGCCAUUAUAACCAUUUGUGUUUAAUUCUUUUUUAUGAUUAUUGUUUAAUUGGUAUUAAAACUGUCUAGUCAAAGACUCGUUAACUUUGUUUAGGUCUAAUUCAGAGCUAUGUUACAGUCCACAUGAUUCUUUAAAAUAUGCACAUUUAAUUAUUUCUCAUCUUUGGAUAAUCAUGUUUCAUUUUACAUACUUUGAAUAAUAUCCGUUAUAUUUAGUUUGCUAUCAACACCUACUAAAAACACGAUGGAGAAGUAGGUUUAUGCUAAAUGUAUUAAUAUGUUAUAAAGUUUAUUGUAAGACUGCAAAGCAAUUUAUUAAAAGUUAAUGUAAACUUUUU
Molecule: messenger RNA, 1345 nt
Organism: Diatraea saccharalis (sugarcane borer)
Lineage: Eukaryota; Metazoa; Arthropoda; Insecta; Lepidoptera; Crambidae
Source: the annotation of a GenBank genome assembly